Labeo rohita (rohu) is the source of this 1434-nucleotide messenger RNA. RefSeq names its product diablo, IAP-binding mitochondrial protein a (gene diabloa). Gene Ontology annotation, biological process: neuron apoptotic process; intrinsic apoptotic signaling pathway in response to oxidative stress. The record is from RefSeq and is a predicted model, not a curated record. Lineage: Eukaryota; Metazoa; Chordata; Actinopteri; Cypriniformes; Cyprinidae. Gene Ontology annotation, cellular component: mitochondrion. The transcript has 6 exons. Bases 111 to 905 code for a protein of 264 amino acids.
UGGGCAGUGCUCUGAAAUUAAAACGUUGAAGAGCUUUGCUUUAAGACAGAUACAAGGCUUAAGGGAUAAACCUACUUUUAUUUUGAAUUAGUAAAAUACUUCAAGGCAAUAUGCAGGCUUUUAGAAACUGCGGUUUGUGUGCUAGUGGGAAUCUUCUUAAAGGCCGGACCGACUUCCUGAUUGCGCGGAGAAACAUGGCAGUCAUGCGAUUGAGUGCUGCAUGUGUGCAACUUCUCAAGGACAAGGCUAAUGUGUUCUGCAGAAGCUCCGUUCAUCAGCGUCUCCUGCGCCUGCCGGAGGUUGCCCGAUCAAAUACAGUCGCGUUCAGUGUCAGCAGCAGCCUCUGUGCGGUUCCUUUUACACAGCAGGUUGAAAACCUCUCACAUGAAUCUCUGAUUCGUCGGGCCUCGUGUCUGGUCACAGACAGUGCCAACACGUACCUCUCUCAGACCACAUUGGCUCUUGUUGAUGCCCUUACACAGUAUGCCAAGGCACUACAUACACUCAUUGCCCUUCAAAAGCGAUACAUAACCUCAAUAGGUAAACUGACCCCUGCUGAAGAGGACAGCAUUUGGCAGGUGAUCAUUGGCCAGCGAGUAGAGGUUAGUGAUAGAUUGGAAGAAUGCAGACGCUUUGAGUCAAACUGGAUGAAUGCCAUCAACAUCUGCGAGUUGUCGGCAGAAGCAGCUUACAAUUCAGGAGCAGAGCAUGCAUGCACAGCAACAAAGACUAAUCUGCAGGUGGCGCAGUGCAAAGUGGAAGAGCUGAGAACGAUCUCAAAAGAGGCGGAGAAAAAACUGGCUGAAACGAAAGCAGAAGAAAUCCAGAGAAUGGCAGAAUAUGCUUCCAGCAUUGAUAUUAAUGAUCUGGAAGAUAUUCCAGAGGCCUACCUUCGAGAGGACUAGAAAAAUACACGUUUGUGACAUUGCUAGUCUGUAGCAAGCAGUGAAUAAAUCAAUGACUAUGAAUCAAGAAUGCACCUUGAUAUAAAUUUGCAAUCAGUAUUGGUUAUGGAAUUAAAAGAAGCCUUGCUUUUGAAGGCCUCAUUGAAUCUAUAUGGUUAAUGUUCAUAACGAGCUGGUUAAAGUCCAAAAAAAAUGUGUUAAGUGUUAAAGUGAUUAAUACAGCUGGUAAGAUGCAUAUAAAAUAUAUGUGGAGCAGAAGCUUGCAGAGAAAUUGCUUUAAAGUAAUUGAUUUAGUAUUUGUAUAUAUGUAUAUAUUUUUCAUAUUGUUCAGUUAUUUCUUAGUGCAAUUACAUGCAUGUUAAUGCAACAAUGAAAUCAUAUCACAUGUUGUGAUAUUGCAGUGUAUACAAAGUUGCAGUCAAUCUGUUUUAUAUUUCUAGAGAUCAACUGUUAUUUAUUGUCCUAAUGGAAAAUUUAUUUAGUUUUUGCAAAAUGUGUGAAUUCCAAUAAAUACUUUUUUUAAACUGAA